UAGAUGCCCCAAACUCCCCCACAAGUAAAGUAACAGCGACAAAAUACUAACUUCUUCCUCUUCCUCUCCUUCUCUCUCCUUUUCUCUCUUUCCUCGUUCGAUCGAUCACUGCCCCUCACCAUCUUCCCCAACGUCUGUUCCCCGGCCAACCAGAAAGAUGUGUGCCACCGCCGUUCUCCGAUCUCAUGAUUGCCUACGCAAACCCUAUUACACUCGCCGAAACACCACUAGUCAUAAUAACCCGAACCCUUCCGGAUCUCGCCGCCGAAAACGGAGCCCCACUGGCUUCGAAACUAACGUCCACGAUGGAUCUAGGAUUGUGAACCCAGAUCUUCGCAAAGCUCCUACCUCGACUUCUGUUGCUGCCAAGAAUAAUCUCGUCAUGGGCCAAGUUAAGAUCCUGAAACGCGGCGAACCGUUGCCAGUGAAUGAUGAUGAUAAGAAUAAUAAUAAUCGCACUGGCAGCAAGAAGGCCAUUUCGACUCCAAUUCCAGCGACGGCGUCUAAGAAAUUAGGGCUUGUGGGUCGCCGCGAUGAGGAUGAUUUGAUUUUGUGUUCGACGGGUCGGUUGGGCCCGGAACCCGAGAUGGUUCAGAAGCAAAUUAGGGCUUCUGAUUUUUACGCUGGAUCGGGUCCCAUAGUGGCUUCUCCUCCCCCGAGUUCGCUUCCCUUUCCUGCGUUCUUUUCGAAGAAGGAGAAGAAGUUUGAUGAGGCUACCAGCGAUCUGCUUCGUUUGUUGAGGCUUGAUUUGCCGUGAGCCCUCCUUACUUCCUUUAAAGUAUGUUACUGAGUGAAUGGGCGACCCUUGUUAUCUUAUCCGAAUUGCGUGGCUAAUUCGUAUGGAAGAAAGUGGAUAGAUCGGGUGGGUUAUGCUUUCUUUAUUCUUCCUCGAUAUUUUUUUGCCAAGAGGGAGAUUAGAGGAAGUAAACAAGCUAAUGGGGCAGUGUUGUUGCAGUCUACUUGCAGAGGAAAGCUAAGCUAAAAUGUCGAGGGGUACUUUUGCAAUCAAAAUGGAGCAAUCAAGGCCUUUACUUGUGUGUUUGGGUUUAGAGCAAAUUUGUGCCUUUGGAGAUUAAGUUAUGGUACUCUAUUAGUAUAAAAUUGUAUAUCCUUCUAGUCUAAUAGCAUUUAAUGGUACUCCAAUGGAAUGGUAGAUGAUUGGACGGAAAAAGAAGUUAUGUUAUGUUUGUGGGAUUUGGGGUAUCUUACUUCCCCAAGCCUAUGUGAAGUAUUUAAUAGGGCUUUUAUGAAUUUGUUUAACGUGAUGUACUCUGGAGUUUAGUUGAUGUGUUUAGCCCCUGUACUACUGAUAUGUAAGUUUUAUCCAAUUGCAAUAAAAGUUCUUAUCUGUGAAUA
Molecule: messenger RNA, 1356 nt
Organism: Coffea eugenioides
Lineage: Eukaryota; Viridiplantae; Streptophyta; Magnoliopsida; Gentianales; Rubiaceae
Exons: 1
Coding region: 158-757 (199 amino acids)
Source: RefSeq, a predicted model, not a curated record